GAGUUGAUUUCUCUUCUCCUUCCUCCGCUGAGAGUGAGAGAGAACUGGAAUUCUGGAAAGUGGAAAAGAGAGAACAGAGCUCUGAGGCUUAAACAUGGGGACUCGGGAAGUUUACGAAGAGCGGCUGAGGACGGGGAAUCUGUAUCACGAUCCAACCAUCAAGCCUGGACUCGGCUCGGCUCGCUGCCCUCGCUGUUUGUCUCUCUUAAACCCCACCUCUGGGAACGCAGAAUGGAGAAUCACACCAGUUCUGCAUGACUUCACUACUGUGACUGGCUGUGGAAUUGGUGGAUUGCUUAGUUCAGUCCAUGGUUUGAACACAGGUAUUCCUUUCGUUCAGAAGCAUGUGAAGGGACCAAAGUGGCUUCCUUUUGUUAUAGGGCUCCCUCCACUUCUGAUGUUUUCUGCAGCUAGUGCAGCAUUUGGCGGUUUUGCACUUCCAAAGUUUGCACAGCUCACUGUGACAUCAUAUUAUGCUGCUUCAAGUGCAUCCCAUCAUGGAAUAUCAUUGCUUACAAGGCACAUAGAAGAAGCACAUACUUCAGGCGCUCGCCCUGAAAAACUCAGAUGAUUAUUCCAGGUGCACAAAGUGAGAAAAUCCGCUUUCAAUUUUGUAACAAAUCCUGUGUAUAUUUGAAUCAAGAUGCCAAGGUGCUUGAUUUACAUAUGUGUCCAUAUUUUUUGGUCAAGCUUGUUAGAGAAUCUCUUCUAAACCUAGUUUUGUUUCUAUACUUCCUUUCUAUCGGAUGAGUGCUUAUAUGAAUACUUGACAAAUACCCGUAUAAA
Messenger RNA from Ipomoea nil (Japanese morning glory), 786 nucleotides. RefSeq lists its product as uncharacterized. The transcript is spliced from 6 exons. Lineage: Eukaryota; Viridiplantae; Streptophyta; Magnoliopsida; Solanales; Convolvulaceae. The coding region runs from base 95 to 571 and encodes 158 amino acids. The record is from RefSeq and is a predicted model, not a curated record.